This is a messenger RNA of Xenopus laevis (African clawed frog), 1034 nucleotides long. RefSeq names its product ankyrin repeat domain 45 S homeolog (gene ankrd45.S). NCBI's taxonomy places the organism in Eukaryota, Metazoa, Chordata, Amphibia, Anura, Pipidae. The record is from RefSeq and is a predicted model, not a curated record. The coding region runs from base 284 to 967 and encodes 227 amino acids. The transcript is spliced from 6 exons.
CAGUAAUGUAAUAUUGCUGGGUUGGCACAGCGCAUUAAAGUCACGUGAUUCUGCAUGUCACGUGACGUGAAUGUGAUGCAUAAUCAGCGGAACUAUGCCUCUUAGUUUGUGUUUCCAUGUGGAAGGUAAUUUCCGGAACACUUCAACUCAGCUCGCUGUUGCUAUGACAACUUGUUGCAACCACAGACUUUGUUUUUGUAGUCUGCAGAGCAUUACCUGAACAGCAAUAGAUGAAUUUAAAGCACUGCACUGCAAGUAACAGAAGUAAAAGAUAAUUCUGCAAAUGGAAACUUUAUACGCCGCACCUACUGUCAACCCAGUACUGGAGUGUGCAUUGAAGGAUGAUUUACAAGCUUUAAAGAUGUUGUUUGAAGAUGCCCCUGAACCUGGAAAAGGGAGAGCAACAGAUCUACUCCUAAAAAAGGAUUUGAUGGGAAGAAAUGUCUUGUUUCCAGCUUGCAUUCUGGGUCGAUGUGAAAUAGUUAAAGAAUUGAUCAAAUAUGGUGCAAAUUUAAAUUCACGAACAUCUAGAGGCUAUUCACUGCUGCAUUGUGCUGCAGCUUGGGGCCAACUGGACAUGUUAAAAACCCUAAUAGAAUUGGAUGCUAAUGUAAAAGCUUGCAACUUCUGUAAUGAAAAGGCGUAUGAAAUAGCAGUUCGAUACAAUAAAACUGAAUGUGCAGAUUUCCUGGCCUGGGCUGAAGCUAAACUGGAAUUGAAAAUGUAUAUCAGCUUUGUCCAGCAGUCUUUCACAGAUCUAGAAAAAACGCAAGGGAAACUCAACAAAGAAUACAAGCACCAGACUAUGGCUGCCUGUAAAUACAAGAAUGAUUGGUUAGAGCAUACAAAGAACCCAACCACUCAUGAUUUUGUGGAACAGAAGCAGCAACUGGAAGCUAUUAUGCAAACUAUCUUAAGCAAGCUUAACACUACUCCUGACAGUGGAAAAUACACCAGUAAAUCAUAAGGGACGAAAGCUUAAAUCACUUUCCCCAUGUACAUAAUUUUUCAGCAAAAAUAAAAUUAUGAAAAUA